Colletotrichum spaethianum is the source of this 2250-nucleotide messenger RNA. Its product is annotated as RING finger protein ETP1. Bases 1 to 2250 code for a protein of 749 amino acids. Gene Ontology annotation, molecular function: protein binding. Gene Ontology annotation, cellular component: cell cortex of cell tip. The record is from RefSeq and is a predicted model, not a curated record. The transcript is spliced from 4 exons. NCBI's taxonomy places the organism in Eukaryota, Fungi, Ascomycota, Sordariomycetes, Glomerellales, Glomerellaceae.
AUGGCCCAGCCCCAACCGUCACCAGCAACACCCGGAGCGCUGUCCCAGUCUCUUUUUGGCGGACCUGCCUCCCAAGCUUUGACGACAACACCGAACCAAGCCUCGACUCCGCUGUCGCAGCCAACGCCGUCACCGAUGGACCAAGCACCAGGGUCGGCUACGUCGAGCAACAAUACGUACAUCAUGCCCAACUCGCCCAUCAAGAACAGAGGCACCUUGGAUGGGUAUCGGCCCAGAGUGACAAGGACCUUGGGGCAGCGACCGGCAUGUCUGGUCAACGCCUCGGUCACGUAUUGCGGCAACAAUCACAUUUAUGCCUUUGGAGGCUUCGAUCAGUACACUGAUGAAGUGUACAACCACGUCCUCAAACUGGACUUGGUCAGCCAUCAGUGGAGUCUAGUGGACAAUUACGGCGAUAUUCCCGGCGUACGGAUGGGUCACACGGCUACCCUUUAUCAAGGCGAUAAACUGCUCGUUUUCGGCGGCGAAAAUGAGCAUCGGACCUACCUAUCCGACUUGAUCAUAUUCAAUCUGAAGACAGCGCACUGGACACAGCCCCAAGUCACAGGUCCUGUGCCGAAAGGCAGGGCACGACACGCGGCAGUCCUACACGAAGACAAGCUUUUCAUUGUUGGCGGUAUCACAGGUCACGAUAACUAUGUUCUGGAUGACAUUUGCUACCUCGACCUGAAGACCUUCACCUGGUCACGAUCUUGGCGUUUUGUAGGUCGAUUCGACCACUCGGCCUAUAUAUGGGGUGAUAGAGUAUGGGUUUUCGGCGGGCUUUCCGAGGACAUGGACAAAAUCGGUGACCUUUGGUGGCUCGAUCUCAAAGGCAGUCCUGCUUUUGACUCCGCGCCUCAAGUUGGGAUCUAUGACCGUCAAGCAGGCACUAGCCGAGCCGUUGGCUCGCCGCGACAACCCUAUUCACUGGCACAUCCGCCGCCAGCUGUUGGUGAACCCGCCAUCAUUUCAACUCAAGACUUUUGCUCCUAUGGCCCCGGAACCAUCUCAUCCCUGAAGUUCGUGUCCGGGCCCAAUAUACCUUCGCAAGGGUCUGGUAUCCAUUUCCAUGUCUACUCUUCGGGCACGCUCCUUGAUUUCGUCACUCCAGCAGCGACUAUCACUUCUAAGGAGUGCUCUCUGUCAGCUUUGGACCUGGCCACUCUCCGAUGGCAGAAGCUUGCAGAGGGCCGCGAGAUAUUCAAGUCGGGCUAUCGCUGGCACUAUUGCACGAUGAAUGAGGAUGGGACCAAAGCUUGGUUGCUGGGCUGCCCAACUGAUCCAGCCGCAUCAGAUCUGGGUCCUAAUGGGUUCGAAGAGUACCUCAGCGAUAUUAUGGAGAUUGAUCUGCGCCGAUAUGGCUUCCUCGGCAACAACCUCUCCUCCGAGCCACGAAUAGAGUCGAGGCCAACGACGCGAGUGAUUGACCAGCCAUCCAAGGGUCUAGGGGCCGAUUUGGCCAAACUGUUUGAUCAGCCGCCAGAAACUGGCAGUGGUACCGACUUUGUCGUCACAGCCUUGGAGGGCGAUUAUGAAGACGACGACAUGAUGAGUCGAGUAGCUGACGCUUCUGCUGACCAGAACUGGUUGGCACCUGACGCCCCUACGUCUCAACCAAUCCACGUACACAAACUUAUUCUUCAAGCACGCUGGCCGCAUUUUGCCCGACUUUACAACUCUCAGAUGGCAGAGUUCCAUACCAAGAAGAUGCAUAUCCCUGAACCGUACACAGUGGUUAAAGCGUUCCUCUACUAUCUGUACACAGACAGUAUUCAUGGAACAUCCGUCAACGAGAGCGGCGCUACCACAGACUUGUCGGACGUGGCCGGUCUGUUGGUCAUGUCAAACAUUUAUGGCAUUCCUCACCUCCGACUACUAUGCGUAAAUCGACUUUCCAAGGAGCUGGAUGUCGAUCAUGCUUGUAUCAUAUGGCACUGUGCUGGACUUGCAAAUGAAGAAUGGCUCCGCAAACGUGCAGCGCAGUUCUGCCUGACGCACUGGGGGCGCAUCGUCCGGACGCAAGGGUUCCUUCGACUGCCGCGAUCAGCGCUGGUCGAGUUGUCCCAGGAAAUCGACAUGGAAGGCCGCGUGGUGGGUGGCGACGAACUGGAGUAUGUCGGCGGGCUAGCAGGGUCACGUUUUGGUGACGGUUGUUCCAUCGUAAGUCGGAAGGAGAGUGUUGGUAGCAACCACACACAACUGCUCGACAGCGAGGCCGACGAUGAAGAUGGCAUGGAGAUGAGCUGA